Molecule: messenger RNA, 736 nt
Organism: Aspergillus versicolor CBS 583.65
Lineage: Eukaryota; Fungi; Ascomycota; Eurotiomycetes; Eurotiales; Aspergillaceae
Exons: 1
Coding region: 139-558 (139 amino acids)
Source: RefSeq, a predicted model, not a curated record
AGUUGAUUCUAUAGUUUCAUCAGUGUCUUGAUCGGUAUAAAGAAAUGUCAAAAUACUCACAUUAGUUGGAAGUCGAAGUAUAGGAAGGAGCAGACGAGUGCCAGCUCUCAACCAGGUAUUAUUAAAUAUAGAUAUAAUAUGGAGUGGUGGAGUAUAUUAUUGGCGAAGUAUAUCGGCCAGGGUGAUUGUUGGAAAGAACGUCGUCGGAUUGCUCUCGCUCUCAAUGAAGGAAUGAUGAGAGAGGCGGGAGUGUAUCAGAACGAGCUCAAGGCAGCAGGAACACUUGAGUAUAGCGGCGAGUUGAGAAGUCGCAGUUCCGUGCUUCGGAAAAGAUCUCGUCUUCUCAAGACGGCGUGUCGCAAGGUCUAUGAAGGAAGGACAGGAACCUGGAUAAGAGCAGAGUAUAGUAUGACGAGCACUCAGGCAGGAACCGGAAGACAGGCAAUAGUCGCAAGAGAAAGCAACAGGAAGCAGGAAGUCAGAGAGAGAAAAAGGAAAAGAAACGAAGGACGAGGGAGCAAGAGAAGUCUAAAAAGGGAAAAGGAAAGGACAAAUUGAAAUAAGGAUAGGAAGAGAAGAUGAAGUCGCGGGGUGGGAAAUGAGAGACAGGGCCGAUAUGGGAACAGCAAGACGGAAUGGAAGGAUGGUGGAGGAUGAUGGACGGGCUGGUGGAUAAAAGAGUGUGAUCUGCUUGUGCUACGAAUUGGCCGGACUGGAGCCGUACUUUUAGGCUGGA